AUGACAUCAGAUUGGACGGCCUCCUCGCCACGGUCCAAAGGCAAGGCCUCACCACCCCUGUCCCGUACACAGCGUGCGCUUCGCUCCUCUGAUGUAUUUGGGUCAACAGAAAGCAAGUAUGAGGCGCUAAUGCGUGACGAUGCCUCGUCUACCGCAGGUAUUUUUGAGCUUGAUACCGAUGGCACAUCCGGUUCGGAGACGGACGACCCUGGUGGCUCGGCGCACAGCGCGCUCCCGCAGCGUAUUUCAGCAGGCCGUCAUCAACGCACAGCAUCACAUCAUGCUCGUACAGGCCGCGGCUCGCCUAUGCCGCCACCUUAUCGGCUGCCGUGGAGUCGUACGUCCGAUGGCAGCACGAGUACGUCUGCCAGUACGGGUGGCAUAAGUGGGCCCGCCCAGCCUAUGCUACCUACGUCACGCUCUUUCCGCAAUACGCCCUCGUUUAGCAGCCCACUUGCAUCGGCACCGACGCUCCCUAACGACGACGAGGCACCAGGACCUCGGAUCCGACCCUCGUCCAGUAUGCCUCGCGCUUCUACGAUGCCAUGGCAUUCACGCCGCACGUCCUCUAAUCAUCGUGUGACGCCACCUAGUAGUAUGGGCUACCCGGAAUCGUCCGCUCAUGGCGGACCGGCACACUACCUUAGCCCACGCCAUGCCAUGCAUCGUCGUUCUCGCUCGUCUGCCAGUAUGCCGGGGGACGUGGUAGCCUGCAAUUCGCCUAUUGGCGGGCCAGAUGGCGUGGACCCUGGCUUAAUUGCGGCGAUUGGGCAAGGACCACCGCCUACGCGACGUAGUGUGUCAGCGCUACCGAUGCACAGCAUACCCCUUUCGCCCCCUGGCGAAGCCAGAUCGCUGUGGACAGACUCGCCGAUGUCCAGUCCUGGCCUGCGGCGCGAUACUAUUCGGCUCCAGCGAGUGCCACGCAACGUUGCACGUGCAAAUGACUUGGUCGUGCCAACACACACAGCGCGGGAGACGGUGCGUCUUGUGUCGCCGCAGCCGUCGCCGACCGAGGCAGAUAUGCAAGGCCCUAUGAAGCCUACGACACUGCUUGGCCUUGCGCUUGCAUGGCCCAGUGAGAAUCCUAGUAUGCCCCAUGCGCCCCAAAUCAAGCCGGAGCUCGAUGCGAACAUUCUUAGUAUUUCGCGGGCCAUCAAAGCCAAGCGUUGGCAGCGUGAGGCGACACAGCCCUGGGACGACGCUUGGUAUGAGCAUGCGGAUGUCCAUGCACCCUGUGCAAUGCAUGCCUGCGCCCAUAUGGACAGCGUACGAACAAAGUUGCAGCAUCUGGAGACCAGUUCACCCUUGUAUACCCGCCUGGCCGAUGGCAUUCACGUCACGGCCUCUACGCCUUGUCUAGCAUCCCUACGGCGCCGUACACGUCGAUCUAUGCCACGGGCUCCGUCCCCCGGCCGACCACGCAAACCCGACACGCCAGGCGAGAAAGCGCGUGUCGUCUCGGAAAAGUGGACGUCCAAGACCCUGCGUCGCCCAAGCUCUGCAUCGAUUGACGACUCAGACGCCGCCCAAAAGCAGCAGCUGUGGAACGAGUUGGUGGAGGCCAAAGCGUCGUGCGACCAGGAAUUGGAUAAGAUCUUGACAGGCAUUAUCACGCUCUCCGACGAAUUGUUGGACCAGUGCGACAUGAGCAUCGAUCCUGACACGACCAGUGUCGAAGUGAAGUGGGAUGGUCCUAUGCCGCUUGCGCUGCUGGAGCGAUUGGCCUCGAUUGCUGUGGACGUACGUACGACGUCCUUGCAUACGCUUCUUCAUGCGCCUUCGCGGUGCAGUGCGGCCAUUGCCGGCGUGCAAGCGCUAGGCACCUUAUGGGAUGAACACCCAGACUGGCAAGGCCGGGGCUGGUACGUCGAGUCCCUCUUAACGCUCGCGGCACUGAGCCGUGUGCUGGAAUGGUGGGAUGCCGAGCACCAGUUCUGGAGCGACGACCAAGUGGCUGCGGCUACGGCGGCCAUGUCGAUGACGACGUCAGCGUCGUCGUCGCGACGUGUGUCUCGGGGAGCAGAGCCGUCCUCGCACGACACAACGCCCGCCCCUUCGAAGCAGGACCCUCCCGCGGAGAAGCCUGUGCCCGGCCCACCGAAGCGGAUACAGACCUCGUCUAUGCUGCUGGAACUGACGCUCGAUCUUCAUAUCCAAUUCCUCAGCUCGGCCUGGCAGCGUGUCGUCGGUAUGGACCCCGCCGAGCUGAUGGAUGAGCCUGUAUCCAAGAUUCUCAUUCACGGCGGCACAAGUCUGCUGGAACGAGCGAUGCGGCAGCUACGCGAGAGUGGGGGACAUACGGUCGAAGUGACGUUGGACAUUGCGGUGCUCGGCACAGAAAGCGCUCAUACGCCGUAUGCGAUGACCGCUCAGGGUAUGUUGGUUCACCAUCAUGCGACCCACUUGCCGUCGCAUACCAUGUGGGUCCUCUCGCCCCGGGACGAAGACGCGCCGGACACCGACGACGUGCGUGUGAGUGGGACGAUUGGCGGCUUGCCGAACGACACACACGACGUGUCUACCGAGCUAGUGUUGUGCCGUAUAUGUGAGCGCGAUAUCCCCUCCUGGUUCUUUGCCAAGCAUUCGGAAAUCUGCCACGAAAUGCACAGACUGGAAAUGGAGCUGGGGACCUGCAAUGAAGCGCUGCUGGAACUGCAUGAAGCGGCCAGUGCGUUGUACGAGGCACUUCGCUCGCCAGAGCCUCUCGCGUCGGCCCCUCACUUCCGCAAUAUGCCCCUGGCCUCGGUAUCGUCGCUGGAAGCGCGGCGCAUUUUGUCGCGUGUUCUUCGUGCCUUGGAUGAAGCGAUGAAUAUCUCGGUGCCCAGCUUGCCGGCCUCGGGCGAGCUAGAUCGCGAGGCGAUGCUCUCGCCGACCAGUCGACAGCAUAUGCGCAGUUUGCACGCCCUCACACUGCCGCAGCCGCGUGAUGAGGCACUGGCCUUGCUGUGCCACGACGCCAACACGACCAUCCAGAACAAGAUUCAUGCGGUGAACCGGAUGCGCAAUACGAUUGUGUAUGUGGAAACAGUGCGUCUCGAGAGCGAGAUGUACCUUGAUUCUCAGCGCGAUGCCGAGGCCGACACGGAGGAGGGCAGAGAGCAGCGUGAAUUGGCAUCUUCGACAGCGGCUGCCGCCUUGCCCACGGCCACUACGACCGCUGUCACUGCGCCCGCGCUGGUCGUGGGCAGUGCCAGUGUCGAAGAGUCGAUGUCUCAUGCAUUGCAGGACAUGGCCCAACUCCAGCUUGCGUCGUCGCCCACCAAGUCACGUCCGACGGACGAAAGCCGCUCCGCCAUGCCGAUCCCGAUAUCGCGCCGGCCCUUGCUGUCCACGCCGCCGCUCUCGCCGUUCCUGGCGCCCAACGAGCCGCCUGCCAACGAUGAAGUGCUGCGUCGCAUGCGUAUGGAGCAUGGCAUAGCGCCCAGCUCAUCACCGGCAGCGAGCGCCACUUCGUCGACCGACUCCCCUGCAGGGCCUGGUACACCUUCGUCGCAGUACAUGAUCCCACGCACGUUCUCCUCGCCGGUCCGCCGACCUAGCCGUCAGGCUUCGGCCGUAUCGAUGCCUGUGGCCGUGCCAGAAACGGAACGCCAUGUGCUCCUAGCCGACUCCAAUCCGGUGUCUCGGAAGAUCUUACAGGUGAUGCUCACCAGCAUCAGCGCGACUGUGACGACGGUGCAUGACGGCGCAGACCUCGUCCAAACGGCUAUGAGUGACACCAAGUUUGACGCGAUCUUGAUCAAGCUGGGGAUGCGGGUGAUCGACGUGCAGGAUGGCGUGCGUAUGAUCAAGUCCACACGCAAUCCCAACGUAUGUACGCCGAUCCUGGCCCUCGUCACGGGCGAUACGCAUGUGGACGUGACAGGCAGCGUCUUUGACGGUGUGUUGUCGCUCCCAGCCACGCCCGCCUCGAUAGCCCACGUGUUAUCGGGGCUGUAUGAUACCUCCGAGGCUGCUUGGGGGGAGGAGGACAAGCCAUAG
This is a messenger RNA of Malassezia pachydermatis, 3984 nucleotides long. Its product is annotated as agc ndr protein kinase. The record is from RefSeq and is a predicted model, not a curated record. Bases 1 to 3984 code for a protein of 1327 amino acids. The transcript is spliced from 2 exons. Lineage: Eukaryota; Fungi; Basidiomycota; Malasseziomycetes; Malasseziales; Malasseziaceae. Gene Ontology annotation, biological process: phosphorelay signal transduction system.